GUUCAAUUUACAACUACAGUAAAAAUUAAGCGCAAUAAAAAGAGUAAUGAGCUAUAUUACAUGAUCAUAGCAAAUGCGAAUUUAGAGGCACGUGUGCGUCAUGCUGUUUUGUGUUUAAUUGUUGCAACAAAACAGUUUCAAUUUACGUAUUAUAAAGGAAAGACGCGGUAGUAUUCUUUUAGACACGUGCCUAAAGUAAAGAGAGACAAAUGGAAAACGGAAAAGAGGAAGUUCAACCUGAGAGCGUGAAUGAUGUUGCAGCCGAUGAGGUUAAAUGCGAGAAGCCGGGUCCUAAGCUCGAAGAAAACUCUAAAGAAGAUGGAAAAGUCGAUGAGCCGUCUAGUGAGCUCUUGGAAAAAAUAAAAAAUCAAAUUGAGUUCUAUUUUGGAGAUGUUAACAUGCAGAGGGAUAAGUUUCUCAUUGAACAGACAAAAUUGGAUAAUGGAUGGGUACCAAUGUCUAUUAUGUUGAAUUUUAAGAUGUUGGCUUCUAUGAGCAAGGAUAGUGAUGUAAUAUUAAAAGCUUUAGUGUCGAGUGAUCUGAUAGAGGUAUCAGAGGACAAGAAGAAGAUUCGUCGUUCAGUAGAACAUCCCUUGCCAGUUUAUAAUGAUGAAUAUAGAAAGGCACAGGAAGCCAGAACAACUUAUGUAAAAGGAUUCCCUCUGAAUGACACAAAUAUUGAAAAACUCAAAACCUUCUUCAAUGAUUUUGAACCAUAUGAGAAUAUUAUUAUGAGGAAGUAUAGCGAUAAGGACAAAAAGUUGCAGUUUAAAGGAUCUAUCUUUGUGCAAUUCAAGACUUUGGAAGAUGCAAAAGCUUUUAUAGCUAGGGAAUCUGUAAAAUAUGGAGACACUGAGUUGAUUAGAAAGUGGUCAGCCGAUUAUAGCGUAGAAAAAGCAAAGGAAAAAGAAGAGAGGAAACAGAAAAGAUCUGAGACAAAAGCUAAGAAAAAUAACACUGGCAAAGAAAAGGACGAUGAUGAGAGUGGAGAAGAAAACGAAAACGAAAAAGAGUCGUCAGCCUUACCUAAAGGCUGUGUGAUUCACUUUUCUGAUGUACCUGAAAAAUGUACAAGAGAAGAUAUCAAGGAACGUUUAAGUGAACUCCAAGCUAGUAUUGCAUUCGUUGAUUUUAAGAUGGGUGAUAAGGAAGGCUGGGUUCGUUUACAAGGAGAGAAUUCCGCGAAGACUGUAGUUGAUAAAAUGAAGGACAGCAAAGUAUUAAUUCAUGACAAAGAAGUAACGUGCCGAAUUCUCGAAGGCGAGGAAGAGGAGAAGUACCUCGCUAAAGCGAAAGAAGAUAUGGCAAAUACAAGGCAAAGGUAUAAUAAAGGAAAACGCGGAGGUAAAAAAGGUCGCAAUGCACAGCGGGGGCAAAGAAAGAGACGUAGCAGCGAUACCAACGAUGGAACUCCAGCUAAGAAAACAGCGGUUGAAUGAAACAAAGAAUCUAAUUAAUGAUAUCGAUAAGCCAAACAAAUUCCAUACUUUCUCUGCUAUGUAUAUUAUUCCUAUUUUUAUUAUAUGGACACCCACCCACAAGAUAAAUGUAUAGAAUGUAAAAGAUAGACGUUACACUGUUACAAAUUAAAAGUAGGCAUCUACUUUACGUGCAUAUUUUUCGUUACAAUUGAACAGUGUGUAUAUUAUUUAAAUGAUAAAAACACGACACUGUUUAUAUUUGUAA
Dufourea novaeangliae is the source of this 1686-nucleotide messenger RNA. RefSeq names its product la protein homolog (gene La). The record is from RefSeq and is a predicted model, not a curated record. Gene Ontology annotation, molecular function: RNA binding. The coding region runs from base 210 to 1439 and encodes 409 amino acids. The transcript has 8 exons. NCBI's taxonomy places the organism in Eukaryota, Metazoa, Arthropoda, Insecta, Hymenoptera, Halictidae. Gene Ontology annotation, biological process: positive regulation of translation; RNA processing. Gene Ontology annotation, cellular component: cytoplasmic stress granule; ribonucleoprotein complex; cytosol.